UUACAUUGGUCGUUAUGAAGUAUAUGCUUUAGCGUACGUUGGUUACAUACUCGUGGUGCUACAAACAGCUUUAAACUCGAACAAACAAAACACUUAAGAUGGACAGUACUGCAGACAUACCGUUGCCUUCUGCUUCAGCUGUAGUUAAACCUAAACCAAGAAGAAAGAAAGCUCCUUCCCUGCCUGCUGUGGAACGCCGUAACUGGUUGAUUCAUACACAUUAUGUGAGAAAGGAGUGGCAAACAUGCAAGACACUCAUACAGGAACAACUAAAAGAAACAAAUGGUCAAUGUGAAUAUGCUGUGUACAUUCAGGCCAUGAUAAUGAGAUCUGAGGGUUGGAUUCAACAAUCCAUGGAAUUAUUUCAAGCGUGUCAUCUGCUUAACCCAACCAACCCUGACAAUCUGAAACAGAUUGCUAGAAAUUUGAUACUGCUUGGCAAGCAUAAAAGUGCAAUAGAAUGCUACAAUCGUGCUUCUGAAUUAAGUGAAAGGGAUUGGGACAUAUGUCAUUGCCUUGGAUUGUGUUACCACUUCUUAAAAGAUUAUGACAAGGCCGAGCAGUGCUUUAUUGAAUCAUUGAAACUUAACAGACAUACAGUUACAUACAAUAUGCUCGCAAAGCUUUACCUUGAAACAGGGAACCAUGAUAAAGCUAUGGAUGUAUUAAGCAAAGGGGUUGAAUUCUCUCCGGAAAAUACUGAUCUGUUAACUUUGUUGGGGUUGUUACACUUGCGCAAAUCAAGCUUCCACAAAGCAUUUGAACUCCUUGGGCAAGCAAUGACUUUUGACCAAGAAAAUUAUAAGGCUAUCCUUGCUGCAGGCUCCAUGAUGCAGAAACAUGGAGAUUUUGACGUUGCUUUGUCUAAAUACAGGGUUGCUGCUCAAGCUGUGCCUGAAAGUUCCUCAUUAUGGAACAACAUUGCGAUGUGCUUCUUCGGCAAAAAGAAAUACGUAGCUGCUAUCAGCUGUUUAAAGCGAGCGAACUAUCUUUCACCAUUUGAUUGGAAGAUCCUAUACAACCUCUGUCUGCUACAUCUAACAAUGCAACAGUAUGCGAGUGCUUUUCACUUUGGUAGUACUGCCAUUAGUUUGAAACAGGAUCAUGGACCAUUGUACAUGCUCCUUGCUGUUGCUUUGACUAACCUUGGACAAGAAGAGAAUGCAGAGAAAGCUUAUGAGGAAGCAAUAAGGCUAAAUGGAUCUGACAUCCACACAGUACUUAACUACUGUGUUUUCCUUCAUAAUCGAUCCAAGUCUAAACAAGCAGCAAAACUUCUUUCAUCUUUGCAGAAAAACAUGCCAACAGAUAAAGCCGAUAUAAAUAAAGAGGUAAUUGAGCUGAACAAGAAAUUGACAGCUGCGUUAAACGUUGGGGACAAAAUAGUCGCAGAGAAAGAAAAAAGUGAAAAGAAGAAGAAACAAAAAGACAAAGCACCCAAGACCUCCACUCCUAACCCCUUUUCCCCAACAAGCGCCCAACCUCCACCAAAUGAAAUUGAUGGCAUGCCAUCUCCAGCUACAAGUUCACUACCCAGCGUGGUUCAGUCCAAGUUACCCCCACUACGCUCACGGCCAUCUGGUGAAAUCAAACCACCGAAAUAUGACAUCACCAAACCGGACACAGAUGAUGAUGUAUUGUCUCGCCUACCAACUGCCCCAACACACGAUCCAUAUGCUGGGAAGCCAACCAGAAAGGCUGUGGCAGAGUAAAGUAGGAGCUUGAAAGGCAAUAACGGUUUCUGUUUUUUUUUUGUUCUAGUUGGUAUGGUCUCCACUGUCAUAUUGUUAUGUUAUACUAUAGAUAUGUUGAAUAUAAUGUAUGUCCGAAAAAGAUUUAAAGUAUUGUGGGGAAAGAUGGGACACCUUUUCAUUCUAUUUUCUCGUCCCAUUUGGUAGUAAACAAAGAACAUUCAAAGAAUUAUAAAACUGUAUCCUCACAAGUCAUAACUCCUAUAGACGGUUGUUAAUUGUUUAAAACAGGAUCAGGAUGUUUGGAUAUAAUGUGCUAAAGGUGUCGCGUCUUCCCCCACCCUAAAAAAAAUUAACUCAUAAAUUGGUAAAGUGAUUAAAGUAACUCAUAAAUUGGUUAAUUUAAAAUUGCAACUAACCCCCCCCCCCCCAAAAAAAAACACUGAUGUUUUUUCUUCACUCUUUCAUUCAAUCUUUCAAUUGAGUGAAGAUUUGAAUGCCAGCUUGGACACAAGCAGCACAACCACUAUUUCUUUAAAUCUCCUUGUAAAUUUAUUUAUGUACUCCUGGCAUGUUAAAUGUUGACAUUUAAACAAACAAACAAACGACAGAAAGCUUUUAAAAAAAACUGUUCUUAAAGAUUUUGAUUUACCAUCUUCAGUUUGAACUCUAUUUAAUACAAAUAUGGUGUCAUUGAGCCGAAUGCUUGAAUGUAACAAGGCAA
Ciona intestinalis (vase tunicate) is the source of this 2415-nucleotide messenger RNA. Lineage: Eukaryota; Metazoa; Chordata; Ascidiacea; Phlebobranchia; Cionidae. The record is from RefSeq and is a predicted model, not a curated record.